AUGUCGUUCAUUUGUGUAACAGAAAUAUCUUCUUGCAGCAUCAUCAGCACUAAGGAUAUACUAGCUAGUUAUGGUCAGCCUGACGAAAGGAUUAAGAAAGAGAAAAUACCAUCUAAUGGGAACUUGAACAUGGAUACACCUAAUGUGGAACCUAAUAAUACAGAAACCACGCUCAUUGAAACUGACCACCAGAGUGCAGAUACAGGGCAAUGUCUAAAACAAACCAUAUCAAAGGGGGAGUUAAUCAUUGAGGAAUUAAAAAGUGGACCACCUGAUGCUAAAGUAGCUGCACUUGGUAAAAAGGUUAAAAUUUAUUACACGGGGCAUGUCUUUGAUUCGAAUGUUGAUAAAGAUGCUAUGUGUAUGCGUAUUGGUGGAAAGAGGAGGCUUAUCGUCCCACCUUCAAUAAGUUUUGGAGAUAACGCAUUGGGAGAAGAUGUUCCACCUCAUGGCUGA
This is a messenger RNA of Striga asiatica, 456 nucleotides long. NCBI's taxonomy places the organism in Eukaryota, Viridiplantae, Streptophyta, Magnoliopsida, Lamiales, Orobanchaceae. The record is from the annotation of a GenBank genome assembly.